AUGGGCUCAAAUGGAGUUCUCAGAAUCCCGAUCGUCGAUCUUUCUGCUUUCACAAACAAUGAUGAUCCAGAAUCUUGCCAGGCAGCAGCAAAAGCAUUAGCUGAAAAGGUUCAUAUAAACGGCAGUGUUGGGAUCUCUGGUCAUGGCCUAGCCUCGAAGGUACUCGAAGAAGCUUUCGCUGUGACGAAGAAACUCUUUGACCUUCUAUACGAAGACAAAAUGAAAGCACCACAUCCGGAUGCAAUGGUGCCAAACCGAGGCUACUCGGAUAUUGGAAGAGAAAAGGGUGCUGCAAAAACGGCCUUGGAGACCGAUGAUGAGGCAAAGAAAGAUGUGUAUUUAAACACCUCUGAUUACAAGGCAAGAAUCGUCUGCUCGGUCGCGUUAAUCCCUACUUACAAUUGACACGUUUAAAGGAAAGUUAUGAAAUUGGAAGCGAACAGAAUAGUGUUCAAUAUAACAUUUGGCUCCCUGAGGAUGUGUUGCCCAAUUUCCGGCAAUUCACAACCAAAUUCUUCUGGGAACUUCACAAGACAGCGAGCAUGAUCCUCGAAGCUUUGAUCAUGGGGCUGGACCUGACAGAGGAGGAGGCGGCUACUAUUCGAGCCCUACACACGGGUCACGAUAACCAGUUGCGAUUACUUCACUAUCCUUCCAUUUCCGCCGAAAUGCUUAAGAAUGAAACUGUUGGUCGCCUACAAGCACACACAGACUGGAGGUAAGGAUCCCUGCAGAAAUUCAAUGAGAUCUUGGUCAGUAAUCUGACUGUCAACAGUCUUUUCACUCUUCUUUUCCAGGAUAGCAAUAGUGGUCUGGAAUUUGGCGAUCGUGAGACUGGUGAUUUCGCAUCAGCAAUGCCGAAGGAAGGAGUUCUAUACAUGAACAUCGGGGAUAUGCUUGAUCGUGUAUCAAACGGCAUGUUCACCUUAACCAGAUACAACCCUUUUUUGAGAGAAAGACUAAUUGAGUUUGUUCAACAGGGGUUUAUCCUUCUGGUCUUCAUCGAGUUGUUGUUUCUGGAAAAGCCAACGGUGAAGAGACACCUGCUAGAUAUUCCAUACCAUACUUUGUUACUCCGACACCUGAUGAUGUUAUUGCGCCUUCGCCUUCUCUCGUGGCUAGACAAGCUAAACAGAUCUAUGAGGUGGUGACGUUCAAUUCCUACUCUGAGCAGAUGUUCCAAAGGACCAACGUGUUCGAAUGA
Molecule: messenger RNA, 1204 nt
Organism: Hymenoscyphus albidus
Lineage: Eukaryota; Fungi; Ascomycota; Leotiomycetes; Helotiales; Helotiaceae
Source: the annotation of a GenBank genome assembly